UUUCCAAAGCAGAUUUCUCUGCUGAGAAUCGUGUCUGUAAAGGCUCAGCCGCCCGGCGAGCUCGGCGCCCGCGACAGCCUCGUUAUUUCAGCCCGUUCUCCUGAGCUCUGACUCAUGACUUUGCACGCUCAGAGCUGGCAGCGCCUCCUCUGAUCUGAAGCCCAGGCGGCCUCAGCCGUCCCAGACUAGACUCCGAAACGUUCCUUAAAUGUACAAACAAUCCUCAGCCUCACAGACAGUUCGAUGCUAACCCGCCCAGGAAGCUGGCCGGCAAGCAGAGCUCUCCGCGCUGAGCCCCGCUGCUCGAGCCACCCAGCAGCAGGUGCACCAGAGGCUUUUGGGAGCUGGGACAAAUCUCGCAGACUUGAGAUGGAGGCAGAGAGACACCCGGUGCCUGGCUGAUGGCUGGGGAGAGGCGAGCCCGUGUCCCAUGGGGAUGCUCCCUAGGCUUGCAGUUUGGGCACCCGGGUCAUGCUGGUCAGAUGGGGCUCACCAGCUGGUGCUGGUCCGAUUUACAAGGUUUUGCAGAACUGGGACCCUGUGUCGUUUCAGGUUGAUGGUGCCCUGGUUGGUGGCGUUGGCGUCCCCAGGGAGAAGAUGGCCCAGCCUGCACACCUGAACCAGAACCUCCCAGAUCUCGGGGGCCCGUUCUUAUACAGGGACCAGGACGAUGGGGAGAAGAGCUCGUAUUCGGUGGAAACCCCCUACGGCUUCCUCUUAGACCUGGAUUUUCUGAAAUACGUCGAUGACAUCGAAAGCGGCCAGACUCUCAAGAAAGUGCCGCUGCCUCGGAGGGCGAAAGGGGCCAGGCAGCAGCCCACCCCCCCCAGCCAUGCCAGCGGCUGGACGUCCACUGAGUCCCUCACCUCCACGGCCAGUGAGGAGGGGAGGACCACGUUCCUGCUGUCCCCACAUGGCCGGGUGCCCCUGGAGACACAGGAGCCCCUGAGCAAACAAGCCUCCCACCCCGUGUCUCCGACACCAGCGCUAAGGCUGCUCCCGCCACCUGCCCGCAAGUGCCUCAUGCGAAACCCCCAGGUGGAAAAGACCUUGCUGGAGACGAGCAGGAGGCUGGAGCAGGAGCAGGGUCAUUUGCUGGAAAGCAGGAACGCCGUCGCGCCCGGUCCACCCAGUCCCUCCCGGAGCAGCAGCUCGGCUGGCCCCAGCGGCACACUGGUCACCCCGAGCCAGCCACCUGCCUGGGGCCCCUCCGGUGGGAAUGGCGAAGGCCAGGCUGUGCUGAGCCCCUCGCUCAUGGGCUCCACCAGGAUGAGUCCCUCCACCUCGGGGCACAGCACGCCGGCCGCGGGGCUCAGUGCUGUGCAGCUGCAGCAUGUGCGGGAGCAGAUGGCUGCCGCCCUCCGGCAGCUCAGGGAGCUGGAGGAGCAAGUGAAGACCAUCCCCAUCCUGGAGAUGAAGAUCUGCGAGCUGAAGCAGGAGAAGGCAAAGCUGCUGGAGAAGCUGUCGGUGGAACCUGGCGAAGCUUUUCGCUUGCCCUCGCAGCCCCCCAGCGCCGGGGCAAUCAGUGGGGGUGAGCUGGAGAGCGAUGCAGAGCCAACAAAGGCGCGAGUGAGUAAAAUCGCGGAGCUGAGGAAGCUCACAGAGAAGCUGUCCGUGUCAGAGAGGAAUGGAAAAAGCAGCCGGGCCGCUCGCGACGGGGACAUGAGCGCCGCCGUCGUCUACUACCAGUCACAGCGGCCGGGCUGCACCCCACCAGACGGAGGGGAGCGGGAGAGCAGGGACGCCGCAGUGUGGGUGCUGGAGUCCUCACUGGGGCUUCCCACCGAGGCGGAGAGGGAGCUGGAGCUGCUGCAGCACACUAUCGGCCACCAAAAGGAGGUGAUCGCCCUGAUGGAGGGACACCUGCAGGAGGCCACGCGGGAGCUGGAGGAGCUCCGGGUGGAGGUGUGCGCCCGCCGGCCGCGGGGGCUCGUGGACAAGAGCACGUCCAGCGAGGAGGAGGAGGAGGAGGAGGAGGAGGAGGAGGAAGGAGACAGCUCCUCUGAGAAGGUUUCAGCCGACAGCUCUGACAGCGACGUGCAGGGGGACACGGACACCUCGGAUGAGGACGCCGAGGGAGGCGGGAGCAACGCGGGCAGCCUGGAGCGGGGGGCCGCACCGGAGGACAGCGCGCCCGUGCCGGAGCCCACCGAGGUGAAGGAGAAGUUUGAGCUGAGCCCCAGGAUGCGGGAGGCCUGCCUCAUCGUCAAGAGCCACCUGGGCCACCCCAGCGCCACCAAGAGCAAAGAGGUGCUCGCCAGCAGCAGCCUGGUGCUCCAGGAGUGGUUCCGCGUGUCCAGCCAGAAGUCGUCCGUCCCGGACGCCGUUGCCAACCACCUCCUGGCCUUCGCUGAGGUCUCGCCGGCCCUCCUGGCCCACGUGGUCAACCUGGCGGACGGGAACGGCAACACAGCCCUGCACUACAGCGUCUCCCACUCCAAUUUCCACAUCGUGCGGCUGGCCCUGGGGGUCUGUAACGUGGAUCACCAGAACAAAGCUGGCUACACAGCCCUCAUGCUGGCAGCGCUGGCGGCUGUUGAGCAGGAGGAGGACAUGAACGUGGUCAGGAGACUCUUCAGCAUGGGCAACGUCAAUGCCAAGGCGAGCCAGGCUGGCCAGACAGCGCUCAUGCUGGCCGUCAGCCACGGCCGGCAGGAGAUGGUGGAAGCCCUGCUCGCCUGCGGAGCCGAUGUGAACCUGCAGGACGAGGAAGGCUCGACCGCGCUCAUGUGUGCCUGCGAGCACGGCCGCGUGGAGACAGUGAAGCUGCUCCUGGCUCAGCCCACCUGCAACAUCUCCAUCGUGGACAGCGAUGGCAACAAUGCUGUCGCCAUCGCACUGGAGGCCGGCCACAGCAACAUUGCUGCGCUCAUGUAUGCCCACCUCAACGGCACAAAGAUGCAGCCGCACCAGGGGACAUCACCAACAGGCACCAAGAGUCCUGGGAGCCCAAAGAAACCGAAUUAGAGCAACCUUCAGAUCCAGCCAGGGUCCAGCCAUGUGCCAAGCCAGCCUCCGUCAGUGCUGGGCUGUAAUUUAUGUCCCCCUCCUGCCACUCCUUUGUGUGCUGUAUCACUCUCUGAGGCUGCAGACGUUUUUAUUCUGUCAACAGAGCAGGCAUCAUCCCUCAGGCUCACUCGCCUGCAUCUGCUGAGGGGAGCAGCCUGCGCUGCCACCUCCUUCAACAAAGUGACAGAGGAGAGCCAAGUAUCAAGUGACCGAGGAGAGCCAAGUAUCAAGUGACCUUGGGGUAGGAAACCCAGGUCCCCAUCUGGUCCCCAUCAGUCCAGCGUCCAGGCACAGAGCCCUCUGCAAGUCACUGAAACAACAGAAAACAAACCCAGCCGAAACACCGCAUGGUUUCUGCUCUCAGCAAGCUCCCAGCAGCUCAGGGAAUGCAGCAGAGCCAGCGCAGGGAAGCAAGGCUGCGAGAGGGUGAACAUCAGCUCGGCAGCCAGGAGAGGACACAGAACCAGAGACUGCAUCCAGCACUUCCCUCCCUUCCACCUGACAGCGCCUCUGAAGCAAGCCAGCGUGUCUUCCAGCCCCUGGCAGCUACAAGCCCUGUUAGUAAAUCUGUCACCAGACCUGGCAGAACAUGCUUUUAUUGUCUUUUCUUCCCUCAAAAGGAAUGAAAAACUUGCAAGUUUCAGUGUUUUUAAAUGGGAGAUCGAAUAUGAAACCCUCCCAGCUAAAGCCAAAAGGAAGAGCCCAAACCAAGCAUUUUUGCCAGGGAAGAGAAGUGCAAGAUCUCACCAGAUUUCCUGCUUGAAUUCCUCCUGGUUUCCAUCCCUUCUGUGGGCCAGGAACCUGGCUGGGUCCUGAACCCUGCUGCACAGUGCCAGCUAGGGAAGACAAAGCUCAGCAGGCGAGCCCCACUUGUUGACAGAAGGGACACAAGGUAGCUGAUUAACACUGCUUUAGAAGUAUACUGGGAGCAUUUCCAAACUCAAAUACUUGCUCUCUUUUCUUCUGGCCUUUCCUUCCCCAGCUGACAUCUGAAUUUUCCCUAACACGUGCACACAAACGAAGAAAUUAUAUUGCUUAGUCAAAAGAACACAGUUCAUCAAAAUAGUCAGUGUUCUGCUUUGCUCAACAGGAGCAAAACUUCUGGCCGCUUGGGGCCUUCAGUCACCAUGCUGACAGAAGGGGGGCCACCAGCCGUGAAUUCACACAGAGUGCGAGACCGGGCACAGCCCAUACCCCACAUUGGGAGCAGGGACCACCUCCAGAGGGAGACAGAAAUUACCUUGUAAACAUUGCCCAUUCUAAACUCUUACCUACUGUGAAGGCAACUGGAGCCAACGAAUAAGUCUCUUUCUGCCCACUUUCCUUCUCAAGGGGGAAGAGAGUGGCUGAGGAUAGCUCCAGGAAAAAGAUGGGAAAGAAGAGCCAAAAUUGCUCAGAGAAAGCCUAGGGCCUGUGAAGAUGGAUGUGUACGUAAAACUAUGCGUUUGUGUCUGUGCAUGUUUGUGCAGCAAGCCAGGUGGGAACACACAAGAUAAGCACUAAAGGACUGGAGAAUAAAAGGCUUUUGCAUGUGAAGCAGGCUCUGCUCUCAGAAUCCUUCGCAAACAAGGAAAGCGGUGCCCCAGCCCCCAUUUCUGUUCCUUGGCCCAUCUUCCUCUCUGCCAUCGCUUUUGCACCACACGGACCUGGUCUGAGCCAUGCUAUAAGCUGGGAAAUACACCCCAAACUUGUUCUGGGCAACACCCUGCUAUUCUUGCCAUGGACCUGUUUCAGCUUUGCACUGAAGUUACUAUAAGAUGCUCACAGCAACUCCCUAGUACACUGCUCUGUAUGUAAUUCAUAUUCACUGCUUUGGUUUCACAGGUUUGUUUACUGAUAUUUUAAAUAUUGAUGUUUAUUUUUAAGAUACAAAUAAAAUUUAAAGUAAAAUUAUUUUGAAAUAUUACACCGCAGUGACCAUCAGCAGUCUCCUGCCUCCUUGUCUGGGUCAAACUGAAGCACCCAGCACAUCUUCAGCAGAGGGACAGCCUGGGCACAACUUUUGCUGGGCACAACAUGUUGCCACCGUGUUUCAAUUCAUUUCUUGCAAGUUGACCAUAUCUGUUGCUCUUGUCUUCUUCUAGCCGAAUUAACCUCAGAGUCAGAAACAGGAUUGAGAUAUCACGAGGUGGUGUUUUCUGGCCUGUAUCAUGGUUUGAUAGGACAAAACGAUGCUGGGACGAAAUGUAGCCCCCUGCUACCCUUGGUUUGUUUUGGUGCUCUGAUAUUGUUAAUCAGCAUCAUUACAGAGCAAUCAUCUGGAUGGGAGAGGGGAUGCAAGGUCACCUCCCUCCUCAUUUGGCUGGGGAGCCCGCUGACCAGAAAGAGAUAUUUGGGCAGGGCUACAGUUGCUCUGAGCCACCCCCACUACUAAUUUACCUCCAUCCCAGCCCUGAAUCACAGCUGAUCCCUUGCAUCUUGGUCACUCAGCACACACUGCACCUGUCAUAGCUGUUUGGCCAAGCAUUGCUGGCCUGUCACAAGCACACACCCUCUUUGGUCCCUGCCCAAGCUGUGCUGCAAACAAACAGCAGCUGGAAAAGUAAACUCCCAAGGUGGACAUCUUCUCCCUACCCCUAUGGCUUAUUCUUGAAUGCUCUGCUGUAUCACAGAAACCAUGAGAACACAGAUUCACCCUAUGCUCAAACUCUAAACCAAAGAGGAAACAAAAGCAGAUCAAGCAACAGCACAAGCACACUCCAGACAAGGGCUUGCUCCAGAGUACAAAAUCCAUCUAAGACUGCACAUAGGCCUGGCUCAAAGCACACCACACAUGCCCUCAGGAGGGAAAAAGGCACAAACGCUCAUAAACAAUGCUCACUACCUGCUGCAGUGAUUUGAGCAUCUCUUCCAGAGGUGCCCUCCUCAGCUUUAAGAUUCUUCAUUCCCACCUGCCAGUAAAGUGCCUUAAGUGAAGCACAUUCAAGGAGCAAGAACAUU
Struthio camelus australis is the source of this 5949-nucleotide messenger RNA. The record is from RefSeq and is a predicted model, not a curated record. Lineage: Eukaryota; Metazoa; Chordata; Aves; Struthioniformes; Struthionidae.